UCGCGGCCCUCUCCCCUCCCCUUGGGGGCGGAAGAGGAAGCGGCGGCGGCGGCGGAAAAAUGGCGGAGGCCUCCCCACAGCCGGGACGCUUCUUCUGCCAUUGCUGCUCGGCCGAGAUCGCCCCGCGGCUGCCGGACUACAUUUGCCCAAGGUGUGAAUCUGGCUUCAUAGAAGAGCUUCCGGAGGAGUCUAGGAACAUUGAGAAUGGCUCCAGCUCUUCGGCGUCGACCAGCGACCAGAACCGGCAUCCGUUUGAGAAUGUGGACCAGCAGCUCUUCACCCUGCCCCAGGGCUACGGCCAGUUCACAGUCGGGAUCAUCGAUGAGAACUUUGAGUUCCCAGCAUUUGGGCCAAAUGCCCAGCCGGAGGACAACCGGGAUGCUGAGAACCGACGGGAGCGGGAGCACCAGUCCCGGCACCGCUAUGGGGCUCGCCAGCCUCGGGCACGCUUCACCACGCGGAGGGCCGCCGGCCGGCAUGAGGGCGUCCCCACGCUCGAAGGAAUCAUCCAGCAGCUGGUCAACGGGAUUAUCGCACCGACCACGAUACCAAACCUUGGGGUGGGGCCCUGGGGGGUCUUGCAUUCGAAUCCCAUGGACUACGCCUGGGGGGCCAACGGCUUGGACGCCAUUAUCACACAGCUCCUGAAUCAGUUUGAAAACACAGGUCCCCCUCCUGCUGACAAAGAGAAAAUCCAGGCACUCCCCACUAUCCAUAUAACAGAAGAACAUGUAGGUUCCGGGUUGGAGUGCCCUGUCUGCAAGGAGGACUAUGAAGCCGGGGAGAGCGUCCGGCAGCUCCCUUGCAACCACCUUUUCCAUGAUGGCUGCAUUGUCCCCUGGCUGGAGCAGCAUGACACGUGUCCCGUGUGCCGGAAAAGCCUCAGCGGACAGAACACCGCCACGAACCCGCCGGGACUUUCAGCCAUGAAUUUUGCCGCCGCCGCCUCCUCCUCCUCGUCCUCUUCCUCCUCAUCCUCCAGUUCACCGAGCAACGAAAACUCGGCCAACAACUCCUGAAGAAGCGGCACCACGGCGGAUCCGGGAGACGAGACCACGGCAUCGCUCUCGUCCCUUUUUGUUUUCUUUUCUUUCGUCGUUGUCUCCGGGUGCCGAAACGGCGGGCGGAAAGAUCUCCUCUGGAAACCCCUUUUUCCUCCCCACGUUCGGCAUCCUGUCUCGCCAUUUCUUUUGUCGGCGGUCAUUAAACACCAAAUGUUUCAUCCUAAAACGCUCAGAUGCCGAAGGGAGGAGUUUUAGGACUUUCUUUUAUUCCCCCCCCCCUCCCUAUUAUGACCAAUCGCUUCCCCUCCGUUUCUCUUGUUUUCUCGCGCCUCAGAAAUUGGGAAGGGUUUGUAAAUAAUGCUCUGCUCCCUUCCUUCCCGGUGGGUUUUCCACAUCGAUGGGGAAGCGGUAUUUCUGUUGUUUUGAAGCGACGCCCUGUCUCUCCCAUUGCAGCCUUCCUUGGUUUCGUCUCCUCUCUCUCAUUUAGCAUCGCCGUUCGACACGGAGGAAAACAAAAGGGGUUUUUAUAAUUUUAAAUUAUUAUUACCGCUGUUAAAUAAAUGGACAUUUCAGCUCAGAA
This is a messenger RNA of Anolis sagrei ordinatus, 1584 nucleotides long. The record is from RefSeq and is a predicted model, not a curated record. Lineage: Eukaryota; Metazoa; Chordata; Lepidosauria; Squamata; Anolidae.